Molecule: messenger RNA, 2619 nt
Organism: Cladophialophora immunda
Lineage: Eukaryota; Fungi; Ascomycota; Eurotiomycetes; Chaetothyriales; Herpotrichiellaceae
Exons: 1
Coding region: 389-2131 (580 amino acids)
Biological process (GO): proteolysis
Molecular function (GO): metallocarboxypeptidase activity; zinc ion binding
Source: RefSeq, a predicted model, not a curated record
GCCGGAGGGAAGGGAGGGGCGGAGCGUGCAGGCAGCGCUCUUUCCCCUACACGUUAACACUUGCGCCGAACCCAUCCCAAAAACUUCCUUGUUGUCCUACCUCCGAGCCUACCAAUGCUCUGCAGAAUCAUCGUAUGACUAGUUAUCCUUGUUUGCCAUCUAGUGGUCUUCUAUCCAGAGAGAAGCAUUUCUAUCUGAUAAGCACCUAGGCGCCUCUAGACAUCCACUCCUUUCCAACGCACCGAGCCACCUGCUAUCGCCACAGCUUCAAAACUGCCCUCGUGCUCAAUUUCCACAUCAGAAAAUCUACCUUCGGAGUCUCCUUCGAUCUUCUAGGUCCCAGCAUUCGGCUCACAUGUCACAAUAACAACAUUGUCACUAGCCCGGCAUGGCUCCUGUUCUUCGCUGCAUAUUGAUAUUUUCAGCUCUUAUCACUGCAACCAUCUCCGUUCCUACCAGCGAGUCCUACCCUCAUACCUCCCUCCAAAACAAAGGCGCUUUUGCCCCCCGGGAAAGGCCGACAGGGUCAUUUCGCAGGCUUCGAGACGCUAUCAUCGAACGAAUAUGGUCUGUUCCGAGCAGAUAUUCCUCCAAAUCCUCGUCCACAUCCAAGGCAGCAAGGGCCCCCGAAAACUUUCGUGCUCGCUACGGCGGUGACGUCGUCCUCCGCUUCCAAAUCAAGAGCGAAGAUGAGGCAAGGGCCAUUUCAGAAGCGGCGGAUAUCUUGUACUUGGACAUAUGGGAAUCAACUAACGAAUGGGUGGAUAUACGUAUAGCAAAGGAAGUGGUUCCCUCCUUUGUUGGGCUUCUACCGCCGUCCUUGCACGAUUCCUACGUUCCGUUGAUGCACGAUCUUGCCCGUGCCGUCUACGAUACAUACCCUGCCUCUCCUCUCGCCAACGAGAAGAUCUCGAGCCUCACAACCCCACAUGACUGGAGGGUGAAGGGCAACACGCCGCAUGAUCUGUUUUUCCAGGACUAUCAGCCGCUGUCGGUCCUGUAUCCCUGGCUUAGGCUUCUUGCCUCACUCUUCCCCACGCACGCUUCGCUCAUGAGUAUCGGCAAAUCAGCUGAGGGUCGCGACAUCCCGGCGUUGCGCAUUGGUGCGCAGGUGGAGAGUACCUCGACCGACUCGCAUGACUCCAAGCAUACACUGCUGAUAGUGGGCGGAAGCCAUGCUCGCGAAUGGAUUUCUGUCUCGACAGUGGCCUAUAUCGCCUACAGUCUCGUCACACGAUAUGGGCAUAUUCAGUUUCCCGAGGUCACCAAGAUCCUCAAUCACUUCGACUUGGUCUUCGUCCCCGUGCUGAACCCUGAUGGAUACGACUAUACCUGGACGUCCGACAGACUGUGGCGCAAGAAUCGACAAGCGACAUCUAUCCCGUUCUGCCCUGGUAUCGACCUCGACCGUGCCUUUCGAUUCGGAUGGGAUGGUUAUGGUAAUACGGACAACGCUUGCAGCGACGAUUAUGCCGGCCCGGGACCAUUGGCUGCAGUCGAAGCUCAAACGUUGACAGACUGGGCUCGAAACUUGACAGCAAACAAUAACGUCACCUUUGUGUCAUAUCUAGACUUCCACUCCUACUCUCAGCAAGUGCUCUACCCGUACAGCUACACUUGCGACACAGAACCACCAAAUCUGGAAGACCUGGAAGAGGUUGCUCUUGGGAUUGCGAAGUCAUUCCGGUUGACCAGCGGGCAUUUCUAUGGAGUGGAAAGCGCCUGUCAAGGUAGCAUGGUCUUCCAGGAUCGAGAGAGAACACCCCGAGUUCAGAUUGAGCCACAAGGUGGGUCGGCCUUGGAUUUCUUCUACCAUGAUCUGGACGUGAAACUCGCAUUUCAAAUCAAGCUGAGAGAUACUGGAACAUAUGGGUUCCUGCUGCCGAGGUCACACAUUCUUCCCACGGGCCAAGAGGCUUAUGAGGGCGUGGUUGGUCUGGGACGAUGGAUGUUGGGCAAUCACGGCAUUGAGCGAAAUCAGGAUUUGCAUUCGGUUUGGGGGAGUGAAGAUUUGACCGAUGAUCAGAAUGCAGAUAUCUUGGACGACCAUGAAAUGGCAGUCGCACACGAGGAAGAGGAUGACGACUUUGACGAGAAUGAUUUUGAACUAAAACGGCGACGGCGUCGGUAAUUCUGCUCUGACAAGCGCGGGCGGCGAAAUUGAGGGCGUUUUUGGAGCUCGGGAGGAAUGCAUCCAUGCCGAUUGAUGUUUUCAUGACCUGGCACGAUGCCUUGGAUGUACGAACAUGGGUCAAGCUCGAGGCACCUGCUGCUGGGCCAUAUACAAGCAAAGUGUAAAACCCUGGACGCGUCGAGGUCCAUGCUAUAUAACAGUUAACAAGGACUCUGUGAAGCACUCCUUCUGUUGAUGGAAAAUACAGAGUACGAAGAGGGCCUUGGAUUACUCGCAACCGCCCACGGCAGCAGCAAAAGUUAGUUAUGUCGACGGCAAUGAGACGUACAUCCGUAGCUCUUGACGGCUGAAAGUCCGAUUGGAACUGGAGAGAGAUGAAAUGACGAAAACCAUCACCAGCAACGGGGACCACGAGGCCAGCAUGCCUGGCCAGGACUAAAAGCACGCCCCCUCGGCAAGCAGGGUCAAAUUGAGGGCCCUUUUCU